GGAGAGGGGGUGGUGUCCUCGGCCGGUUUCGGGGGUGCGUUGCCCGGAGACGGAAAGUUUGGGAGCUCGUGCGGUCUCUGCGGCGGCCCCGAGAAGGGGACCCAGGGGACGGCGGCCCUGGGGAUGGGGAAGGAGCAGGAACUGCUGGAGGCGGCCCGCACCGGGCACCUCCCGGCCGUGGAGAAGCUGCUGUCUGGGAAGCGGCUCUCCUCAGGCUUCGGGGGCGGCGGCGGCAGCAGCGGUAGCGGCUCCGGUGGCGGCGGCGGCGGCGGCGGCGGCGGCGGCGGCAGCGGCCUUGGCUCCUCCAGCCAUCCCCUCUCCAGUCUGCUCAGCAUCUGGAGAGGGCCAAAUGUGAACUGUGUUGACAGCACUGGGUACACACCUCUGCAUCAUGCUGCUCUGAAUGGUCAUAAGGAUGUGGUUGAGGUUCUUCUGAGGAACGAUGCGCUGACCAACGUGGCUGAUUGUAAAGGCUGUUACCCUCUGCAUUUGGCAGCCUGGAAAGGAGAUGCUCAGAUAGUGCGGUUGCUCAUCCAUCAAGGGCCCUCACACACCAGAGUCAAUGAACAGAAUGCUCUUGAGAUCAAAGAACUGAAAAAGUACGGCCCCUUUGACCCUUAUAUCAAUGCCAAGAACAAUGACAACGAGACGGCCCUCCAUUGUGCAGCACAGUAUGGCCACACGGAGGUGGUGAAGGUCCUCUUAGAGGAGCUAACAGACCCCACUAUGCGCAACAACAAAUUUGAGACACCUCUGGACCUGGCUGCAUUGUAUGGGAGACUGGAGGUGGUGAAGAUGCUCCUAAAUGCACACCCCAACCUCUUGAGCUGCAACACUAAGAAGCACACCCCUCUGCACCUGGCAGCAAGGAAUGGCCACAAAGCUGUGGUCCAGGUGCUCCUGGAUGCAGGCAUGGAUAGCAACUACCAGACGGAGAAGGGCAGUGCUUUGCAUGAGGCUGCUUUGUUUGGCAAGACCGAUGUGGUUCAAAUCCUGCUGGCUGCAGGAAUUGAUGUCAACAUCAAAGAUAACCGUGGACUGACUGCCCUAGACACUGUCCGGGAACUGCCUUCUCAAAAGAGCCAGCAGAUAGCAGCACUCAUUGAAGAUCACAUGACUGGAAAAAGAAGCGCAAAAGAGGUAGAUAAACCCCCCACACCCCAGCCACCACUCAUCUCCAAUAUGGACUCCAUAUCCCAGAAGUCUCAGGGUGAUGUGGAGAAAGCAGUGACUGAACUGGUCAUCGAUUUUGACACAAAUGCUGAAGAGGAGGGUGUCUAUGAGACACUGUACAGUGCUGUCUCCUGCCAUUCGUUGGACAGCAUGGCCAGUGGGCGAUCCUCGGACCGAGACUCUAUGAACAAGGAGGCCGAGGCAACAGGAGUGAAAGCUGCUGGAGUGAGGCCUAAGGAACGUCCCCCGCCUCCAGCAAAGCCACCACCUGAUGAAGAGGAGGAAGACCACAUAGAUACGAAGUAUAUUCCCUUGACAGCUUCUGAGGUCUUGUCCAUGAGACCCUGGAUCCAGGAGAGUGGAGCUGGGGAGGAGGGUGAGCAUCCUUAUGAGCUAUUGUUGACAGCAGAAACAAAGAGGCUGGUGUCAGUGGACAGAAAAACUAAAGACCACAGGAGGAGCAGCAGCAGCCGGAGCCAGGACUCUGCAGACGGGCAGGACGGGCAGGUCCCAGAGCAGUUCUCAGGUCUCCUCCACGGCUCCUCCCCAGUGUGUGAGGUGGGGCAGGACCCUUUCCAGCUGCUAUCCACCGCUGACCAGAGCCUUCCAGAAGGGUCCUCCACACAGGUUGCCUGCCACAAGGCCAGAAUGCAGCUGGAGGAGACAGGUGUACAUACUCCUGGAGCCUCCCUGCCCGGUGUCCUGGACCAAAGUAAGGGAGUGGGCUACCCAGCAGGCCUGCCGACCACCAACAGCCAAUCACACCCCGAAACUUUGACUUACACAGCAUCUCCACACCCUGGUGGUGCCGAGGAAGAAGGAGACCGGAGCGGGGCCAGAAGCCGAGCCCCUCCCACCAGCAAACCCAAAGCCGAACUCAAACUCAGCCGCAGCUUGUCCAAGUCGGACUCUGAUCUCCUGACUUGCUCACCCACGGAGGACACUACAAUGGGAAGCCGGAGUGAGUCUUUGUCCAACUGCAGCAUCGGGAAGAAGAGGCUGGAGAAGUCACCCUCCUUUGCCUCAGAGUGGGAUGAGAUUGAGAAAAUCAUGAGCUCUAUUGGAGAAGGGAUUGACUUUUCUCAGGAACAGCAGAAGACCUCAGGUUCGCGGACGCUGGAGCAGAGCGUCGGGGAGUGGCUGGAGGCGGUGGGGCUGCAGCAGUAUGAGAGCAAGUUGCUUCUGAAUGGCUUUGACGAUGUCCGCUUCCUGGGGUCUAAUGUGAUGGAAGAGCAAGACCUGCGGGAGAUUGGCAUCAGUGACUCCCAGCACCGGCGGAAGCUGCUGCAGGCUGCAAGGUCCCUACCCAAGGUGAAGGCUCUGGGCUGUGAUGGAAACAGCCCCCCAUCAGUGCCCUCCUGGCUGGAAUCUCUGGGGCUGCAGGACUACAUCCAUUCCUUUCUGUCGAGUGGCUACAGCUCUGUUGACACUGUGAAGAACCUCUGGGAACUGGAGCUUGUCAACGUUCUAAAGGUUCACCUGCUCGGCCAUCGCAAGCGCAUCAUCGCCUCCCUCGCAGACAGACCCUACGAGGAGCCGCCUCAGAAGCCCCCACGGUUCUCCCAGCUGAGAUGCCAAGACUUACUCUCCCAGACAUCGUCCCCCCUGAGCCAGAACGAAUCCUGCGCUGGACAGUCCGCUGACCUGUUGCUACCUCCUGGGGACAUGGGCAGGAGGCGGCAGGACAGUCUUCAUGACCCUGCGGCUCCUUCUCGGGCGGAACGCUUCAGAAUCCAGGAAGAGCACCGUGAGGCCAAGCUGACCCUUCGGCCCCCAAGCCUGGCCGCCCCCUAUGCCCCUGUGCAGAGUUGGCAACACCAGCCAGAGAAGCUCAUCUUCGAGUCCUGUGGUUACGAAGCCAACUACCUGGGCUCCAUGUUGAUCAAAGAUCUUCGAGGGACAGAAUCCACACAGGAUGCCUGUGCCAAGAUGCGGAAAUCCACUGAGCACAUGAAGAAGGUCCCUACCAUCAUCCUGUCCAUCACUUACAAAGGUGUCAAAUUCAUCGAUGCCUCGAACAAGAAUGUCAUCGCAGAGCAUGAGAUCCGGAACAUUUCCUGUGCCGCCCAGGACCCAGAGGACCUCUGUACCUUUGCCUACAUCACCAAGGACCUGCAGACCAGCCACCACUAUUGCCAUGUCUUCAGCACGGUGGACGUGAAUCUGACCUACGAGAUUAUCCUGACUCUGGGGCAGGCGUUUGAGGUGGCCUAUCAGCUAGCUCUGCAGGCCCAGAAGUCCAGGCCCACCGGGGCCUCUGCAGCUGAGAUGAUUGAAACAAAAUCUUCCAAACCCGUGCCUAAGCCUCGGGUGGGCAUGAGGAAGUCAGCGUUGGACCCACCCGACAUGGAUUCAGAUGCCCAGUCCCAUGCCAGCGUCUCCUGGAUUGUGGACCCCAAACCAGACUCUAAGCGGAGCCUCAGCACCAACUGAGCCACUGAGGAACCAAACAUGCUGCGGAAACAGACGUGGGGAGCGCAGGCUCCCAUCGCUGCCGCCAGCGUCUCAUCCGCAGCUCUGAAGAUCCAGGCCCCACCUCUGCCUGUAGGAGCUCCUCUGGGCUGCCUGGCCUGGGCCUGCCACCACCAGGGCUUACAGAGCAAGCCCUGCCCUGGCUGUGCUCCAGGCCUCUAGCUGAUGAAACUGAGCUCUAGAGAGUCAAGAAGUGACUUGUCCAGAACACAUUUUUAAUAGAAAAACACAUUUUUAUAAAAUGGACUUUUAACACUUGGCUCAAACCUCUAGGUUAAACUGGCAAUCUUUAGACGAACGGCUGUAGGGUCAGCACGGGGAUCCUGAGACUGGCCAAAAGGCCAGUCUCUCCAGCCCUCUGUCCUGAGGAUGGGGUCCUGACAUGGGCUGGUAGGUCUGAAGAAAAGGCAGUGGCCUAUGAGAACUGAAAGCAGCCACACGAGGGACAGCACUGAGUAGGUUAUUAGUCAGUCUGCUUUUCAAACCCACACAUUAGCUGCUGUUCUCAUGAACUGCACAGCUUCUUGUCCCCGUCGAGAGGUGGACACAGCCCCUGCUGUCAGCACAGCUUGAGAGACACCUGGGAAAGGCAGAGGCCUCUGGUCCGUUUCUUCGUUCCAAAUGUGAAGGCCCAGGGGCCAAAUGGAGAUGACCAAGCAGCCCCUGGUGCCAUGAAGUCUGAGCCAGUGCUGGAGCUCUGGGCCGCUGCUCAGUCUCUGACCUGGUGGUAGUCAGAGCCCUGCCCUGGGCUGCCUGGCCUACGAGCUCUCUGGCGACCUCAGACUGCCUGAGUCAAGUCAGGAGAAAAAGCAGCUUUGUUUUGGGCAUUAAUGGGUAGGUCCACUAAGACUGCUACCUGCCAACUUGUGAUCUGUCUAAUCAGGGCUCACUUUGAUAGGACUCACUUUGAUACUCUGAAUUAUUGGUUUGACUGUUGUAUUUCCAGCUGCUGGGCUCUUUCCUGGCUCCAAGUUUAUAGGAGGCUAAAUAAGGCAACAGUCAAUUUGAUUUUCCCACGACAUGGCCUUCAGGGCAGGCUGGCGUCCUAGUGCACCACUGUCACUUAAAUUGCUUCACUUUUUAACUGUGUUCCCUCUUCUUGGAGUACAGUAGAAACAGAGGAGUUGAUUCCUGUGAGGCCGAGAGGCAGAGCCGGAGUAGGGAGCAGAAAGGAGCCUUUCCGCCAUGGGUAAUCCCACAGCCUGCAAGCUUGGCUGGCACAGGGCAGUCUGGUCCCAGCAGCAUUAUGCCAGGCUUCAGCGGUACUUCUGUUAUAUGUAGGGGGAGUGUUCUUGGGCACAUUCACAACCCCUACGGUUGGCCAGAAAUUGAAAGCUGGAGGCUGGGCCCUGUGGGGCUCCUCUUUGCUGAGCUAUCCAGCUGGCAUCAUAGGCCCUAGGGGUCACUUCCCCUCUGGAGUAGGGGCAAGUUACUGUCCACUUAGCAGUACUAAACAAGGGCCUUGACACCUGAAAGUUUGACUUCACUUCCUGCUUCCAGGACCAGUGAGGCUUCUAGUCAGCUCCCACCAUGCAGUAUUCAGCCCCCAAUUUCUCAGAAUUGACCAGGCACCCUGUGCAGUGCAGCACCGGCGCUGUCCUCCUGAGGAAGGCCGGGUCUUACCCGAGUAGGCCUCUCUUGGUAGAUGGUAGAUCCAAAAAGAAAACUGGGUAGACACUACGACGAGCUCCUCACGCUGUCAUUUUGUGUUUGUCUUAAUCAUAUAUAGGUGUUUCCUCCCCUUGAAGCUGCUAUGUCUUUAUUUAUUCAGGGUGUUUUCAUAUGGGAAAGCUUUGCCUCAUCUGCCCUGGCCCUGGGUUUUGUUUUGAGAUUGGCUUAUUUCUGAGUCGUCAAGAAAGGAAGGGACUGGGGCUUUCUUUCUCCUUUGCUCCUCUUCGGGGCAGGUACUCUCCCUUCCAUACAAAGGAAUAGUGUAACUUUAAGGACAGGCUUCAAGUGGAAAAGCCCCUGCUUCUGAGCACAGGUCAGACAAUGUGGCAAAUCCUGUCACCGUGUUCCUGAACUGGGCAGGAGACUGAUUAGGUGGGACUUGAAAUGGGGUCAGUACCUGCCACUGGCCAUGGGCUUUCUGCUUGCCAGCUUCUCUGAGCAGCAGGACUUCCUCGUGACGGGCUCUGCCAUUGCCCCCUGCCCCUAGGCCUGUAGCAUCAGGUUCCAGAUGGGGGUUCCUUGAGAAGCCUCUAGUUGAGCAGGCAGCUAGCACAGUUGGAGCUGUCAGGAUGUUAGAAAGCUGGCUGACCUCAGUUUUCGAGAUGCCCAGGCCUGCAGAAUGUCAGGAGAUGCAGUUCACAAAAGUGUUGCUGCUAAUGGUGUGGCAGUGGGACUGAAUUGUAAUGAAAUGUUAUUUAAUCCUUGUCUCUGUAUUUUGAUACUUGAAUGAAUUCCCUCUUAUUUUACUGUACAUACAAUUGUUAAUCUGUCUGAUUUGGUCUGAAUUACAUCUUGUAGUACCAAGUAUAACCAAUGUGUGCAACACCAUAGACUGACCUCACUACAUGAGAGAGAGUGUAAAUAUUCUUGGGCUUCCAGCUUUGGUUUUGUUACUUUCAUAACUGUGCAACUUAGAACACACUGAAUUAAUAAAUGAGAAGCAACAUGAAA
Messenger RNA from Manis pentadactyla (Chinese pangolin), 6267 nucleotides. RefSeq names its product ankyrin repeat and sterile alpha motif domain containing 1A (gene ANKS1A). Bases 124 to 3606 code for a protein of 1160 amino acids. Gene Ontology annotation, cellular component: cytosol. The record is from RefSeq and is a predicted model, not a curated record. The transcript has 25 exons. Gene Ontology annotation, molecular function: protein binding. NCBI's taxonomy places the organism in Eukaryota, Metazoa, Chordata, Mammalia, Pholidota, Manidae.